Messenger RNA from Esox lucius (northern pike), 2168 nucleotides. It is a transcript of the gene slc29a1b, whose product is annotated as solute carrier family 29 member 1b. The coding region runs from base 104 to 1420 and encodes 438 amino acids. Lineage: Eukaryota; Metazoa; Chordata; Actinopteri; Esociformes; Esocidae. The record is from RefSeq and is a predicted model, not a curated record. Gene Ontology annotation, cellular component: plasma membrane. Gene Ontology annotation, biological process: nucleoside transmembrane transport; uridine transmembrane transport. The transcript is spliced from 13 exons. Gene Ontology annotation, molecular function: nucleoside transmembrane transporter activity.
CAGCUUUUGAGAUAUCUCACGCUGGGGAACAUAGCUCUGACGGACAUUUGCAAUUUUGAUACAGAGCUGUGGUAAAGGUGAUAGAAAUUACUUAAGAGAAAUAAUGGAAGUCCACGAACUUAAAGACAUAAACAAUGGUGUGUGGUUUAUCUUUUUCAUCUUGGGCUUAGGAACUCUCCUACCUUGGAACUUUUUUAUGACCGCAACCAUGUAUUUUACCAGCCGUCUGAGAGACCCCUCCCAAAUGGAAGCCAUUUCAGUCAAUGUGACCAGUGGAGAAUGGCACCACCGUAGCCUUUUGGAGGCCAAGUUCAAUAACGUUAUGACGCUUUGUGCCAUGUUGCCUCUAUUGGCCUUCACCUGUCUCAACUCAAUACUGCAUCAGAGGAUUCCUCAGAACUUUCGGGUCAUGGGCAGCCUGGGAGUCAUUUUGGUGGUUUUUCUUCUGACAGCCAUCUUGGUAAAAAUAGAGAUGGCACCCCUUCCCUUUUUCACGUUGACCAUGAUCAAGAUUAUCAUCAUAAACUCAUUUGGAGCUAUCCUGCAGGGCAGUCUGUUUGGCAUGGCCGGCUUACUGCCCACCAAAUACACCACCCCCAUCAUGAGUGGGCAAGGCCUUGCAGGCACUUUUGCUGCCUUCUCCAUGAUAUGUGCUAUUGCAAGUGGCUCAGAGAUAAAUGAUGCUGCUUUUGGAUACUUCAUUACAGCCUGUGCAGUGAUAAUAUUGGCCAUAAUGUCCUAUGUGGCCCUCCAUAAACUGGAGUUCUACCAAUAUUACAAGAGUCAAAGUGGAAACAGGGUUAGCGAGACCAAGCUAGAUCUUCUUAAGAAAGAAAAUGCUGCAGAGAAUAAACCAGCUUUUAACCAAGCGGAAGAGAAGCAAACUGUGUCCAUGUUGAACAUUUUCAAGAAGAUUUGGGUCUUGGCUCUCUCUGUGUGUUUUGCCUUCACCAUUACCAUUGGAACCUUUCCUGCAGUCACUGUAGAUGUCAAGUCUACCAUUGCUGAUGGAGGAGCUUGGGAGUUGUACUACAUCCCGGUGUGUUGUUUCUUGCUCUUCAACCUCAGUGACUGGGCAGGAAGAAGCCUAACUGCUGUGUGUAUGUGGCCUGGGAAAGACAGCAAACUGGUGCCCAUUCUUCUGGUGGCCCGGGUGAUCUUUGUGCCACUCUUCAUGCUAUGCAAUGUUCAGCCCCGCCUCAACCUGCCUGUCUUCUUUAAACACGAUGCCUGGUUCAUUGUGUUCAUGAUAUUCUUUGCCUUUUCCAAUGGAUACCUGGCCAGUCUCUGCAUGUGCUUUGGGCCCAAAAAGGUUUCACCUCAUGAGGCAGAGACAGCUGGAGCCAUUAUGGCCUUCUUCUUGUCCCUGGGUUUGGCUUUGGGAGCUUCCCUCUCAUUCCUCUUCCGAGGCCUGGUCUAACAAAACUGAGAAGGAAUUUGUUUGACAGCUUGGAAUUUGUUUGACGACUAACCAACAUAAAAAAAAGUGUUCAUUUUUACACAUUUUCCAAAAGGAAAUUCAUAUUAUAUGCAAUAAUUCCUUUUGAUGAUGUAGCAUUCCAAAUUUAAUCCUUAUGAUGCAGACUCAUUAUUAAUCUGACAUCCCAGAAUGAAGCAAGUAAAACAUAACUUAAGUCUAACAUAAUUUCUGAGUAUAAAUGACAAUUUUUCACAAAAAUCUUUGUUUAUUAUGUAUGUACAGGCAUUUGCAUGCAGUGUAUAAUAAAAUUGUUAGAACUUAGAAUGUUAUUUACUGCCUUAUUUCUAAUAUACAAACAGUAUUUAAAGGAGGACAAACAGUUAUUCCUUUGCAUGUGUGUGAUUGUUUUGAUGUACGGGAGGUUGUAACAGAUUUAAAAUGUUUGUGAUAAUCUAUUUGAGAUUAUUUGAGCUACAGCUCUACAUUUAAAAUACAAACAGCUUACAUCUGCUACAAAUAAGUAUAGGUAUUCUCUAUACAAUCAAACAGUCAAGGUGUGACUUUGUAACAUUUCACUCCAUGUAUUUAUAACAAGGUACCCCACGUUCAGGGUCAGCUGUAACAGCACUUGGGGAAAAUUAUAACCGCUUGACAAAAAUGUAUAAAUCAUGACAUGAACCUUUAUUGAGAACAUGAAAACAACAUUGGCAUGUUUACAUUUUGUGCGACAGACAAAAUAAAAUAUCCA